Trichosporon asahii var. asahii CBS 2479 is the source of this 1884-nucleotide messenger RNA. RefSeq lists its product as uncharacterized. The record is from RefSeq and is a predicted model, not a curated record. The transcript has a single exon. Lineage: Eukaryota; Fungi; Basidiomycota; Tremellomycetes; Trichosporonales; Trichosporonaceae. The coding region runs from base 1 to 1884 and encodes 627 amino acids.
AUGAGCGCUCCAACAUUUAGAGCGCUGAGGCGUGUAUCGCUGCUUUCUGAGCUUUGCGAGGCCGGUCCUUCUCGGCCUCGAUCAUUGCGAACCAGUGCAGCGCUCGCGGCGAAACCAGUCUUCGGGCGGUUCCCGAUGGAGCACGACAAGCCUCUCAGCGUCGAGGCGACCGACAGACCGAAACGGCGAACGAAAUACGGGACCGGUGCCCAGCGGCUUUCCUCGCAAUAUCAGGUCCGCGAGGGCAAGGCAAAGACGAAAGUCUUGCUGAACCAGAUGCUCGACGACGGCACAUUGCCAUGGGACGUGCCGGGAGAUGACAUGUACGCCGUCUCGGGGGCGGUGAACUGGUGUCUGUCCCAUCCAUCUGGCAAGCGAGAUCGACUUGCUCUGCGCCUAGUGCACACGCACCUGUCGCUGACACUGGAGCCGACACCGCAUACAGCGCGCUACCAGGCAUCCCGUUCGCACCAGUACGCAUGGUUCAUGUCGCAGUUCCUCCGCGCCGAUGAGCUCACGGAGACUCUGCACAGUAAUGCUCAGAGUCUGCUACAGCGCCAAAUGACGGAACGCGUCCCCCUCCAGCCAUGGAUUGUCGGGCGAGUGCUCGCCGCCCUCCGGCCACCAUUGAACGACAUUCUUCCCCUCCUCCCCGAGCUCGAUAACCGGAACUACGCCUCGAUGCUCCGCCUCAUGAUCCAGGAUUAUGCGCCGUUACCGUCCGAGCUCCGUGAAUACGUCGCAACAACUCGAGGACCAGAGGAAGAGUGGAGCUACGACGUGCUCGCCGCGCUGGUGUACUCGCACUUCCCGAGCCUCGACUUCCGUGGUGCCCUCGUUGCGCUUGGCGCUCUGCGCACAAAGGCGCAGAAGGACAAGGCCGCCGCUCUCGAGAAUGGCCAACUCUGGCCGCCGACGGACGGUAGCCUUGACGUUCUGAAGACCUCGUACGCGGACGUGAUGAGCCUCUGGUCACGAUCGCGCUUCCAUCGCACGAAGCGGAACCCGCGCCUAAACUCGACCGUGCCUUCGAAGCUAGCCGCGGAUCUUGUUCAGCUCCUGCGUGCAGACGAGGAGGAAGUGGAGCUUGCGCCAGCCUUCCUGAACACAUGGUUCAAUGCGGAGCGUAUCGCGGAGAACCACACUAAUGUGAACAAGGUGUGGGAGCACAUUUCAGGUAGUAGCAUCGACGCUACGCUCGAGGGCCACAUUGCGCGUCCUGUCGACCGCGACGCCAUCGUCGCCUUCCUCAAGUAUCUGAAGGUGCACAAGACCGAGGCGGAGCGGCACAACCUCCGCCCCCUGCUUGCGCACCUGCCCUUCCGGGACGGGAGCGUGCUCAACGCCUUCCUCGCCGUGCUCGGCGUACACCCGGACUUGAACCUCGUCAUCGCCAUUCUGCAAAGCGACCUCUACCUCGACCCGCGCGGCGUGGACCUGUGCUCCGCCGUGGUUAUCUAUCACAUCCGGCGCCUUCUCUCACAGCCAUGGACGACGCGGUCAGUCUUCGUCGAUGGGUUCAAGUUCCCCAUGGACUCGGGCGCGAGGGGGAACAACAUCAGCUUCAAGGAGUGGGACUGGAUCGCCAAGCUGCUUGGACACCAGGGCACGCCGACGAAUAUGCCCCUCACUACACCGACGGCCGAGCUCGAGGAGCGCGCCGAGGUUAGCGAGAACCCGAAGUGGAGCAAGUGGUACGGACCCAUGUCGCGCGUCGUCGUGGGCAAGGACGCUCUGGACGAGAAGGUCUCGAGAGUCAGGCCCGCUCUCACGGAGGCCAUCAAGCACGUCUCCCAGGUCCUGGCCAAGAGGGACGGCGUCGAUCCCCUGGUCCUCCAGACGGACCUCGAGGAAGCGCAGCGCCUUAUCAAGAGUGCAAACUGA